Molecule: messenger RNA, 1166 nt
Organism: Bradysia coprophila
Lineage: Eukaryota; Metazoa; Arthropoda; Insecta; Diptera; Sciaridae
Product: CD63 antigen-like
Cellular component (GO): plasma membrane
Source: RefSeq, a predicted model, not a curated record
GCCAUUAAUCACAGUAGAAAGUCAGACGAAUUAAGUUAGUUUUGCGAACACUUUACCACUAGCGAAAAUGAACAAAGAAGAAUUUUAUUCCAACGUUUGCCACUAUUCAAAAGUAACGAAAGAUUUCAUUGUACGACAAUAUCAUCGUUUCGCCAAUUUCUUGGCCCGAAAGAGGAUGGAGAGUCGAAAGAAUGGAUGUUUCGUAAUGCUGGGUAUGAGAUGCACCAAAUUUGUGUUCAUUCUGAUGAACAUAUUCUAUCUGAUGAUGGCGCUGUUCAUGAUAAUAAUGGGAUCGUCCAGCUAUUACGCACUUCAAACGUUCUUCAAUGUGAUUUGGUUGGACGUUCAGGGAUUAUCGAUUAUCUGGAUAGUGUCCGGUGUAUUGUUAGGGCUCAUUUCUAUUUUUGGCAUUAUUGGAGCGCUCAAAGAAUCAAUUGUAUGGACCAACAUAUAUGGCGUUCUUUUGAUCGUAACAUUUUUCUUACAAAUACUAACAUCAAUCGCUGCAUUUUGUUUAGUUGCUACUGGUAGUUCCAGGGAACAUGCCGCGGAUAUGGUUGAUUAUCUAAUGAGACAUUACUACCUCGAUGUUGAUGCUGCCGAAAAAAUGGAUAAUAUCCAAAGAACUUUACAAUGCUGUGGCGCAGAAAAUGCUCGCGAUUGGGAAAAUAUCGAUGAUUAUCUCAUUACCUACGAUCCAUUUGCAUUUGUAACUGGUUCAAUGUCAACGGAACCAUCAAAGGACCGGACACCGGCUUCAUGCUGUGAUCAAUCGAGAUAUAACAGCUAUGAUGAUAACAUUUGCGACAAAUACUAUCAGAAGGGAUGCACCUUGGAUGUGUCUAAUCUGGCUGCUGAAACUGUUUUGAUUGUUGCAAGUGUUCUACUAGCAAUUGGCGCGUUUCAAAUCCUCGGUAUGUUCAGUUCGUUCAUGUUAGCGAGAAUGUUCCGAGAAGCAUCCACAUAUCGAAAUGUUCAGAAGUUCAGUUCACAGUACGACAAGGUCUUUGAUGUACCGACAUAUGUGGAUUAUGAACGCCUGCAUAACACCAAUGACGAUGUCAACGGAAAUUAGUUAUGAGGAUGAGGAAAUUAUUAUUAUUAUUAUUCCGCUUACAGAACUAUACCAAUUAAUGAAAUGAUUAAAUAAUUUCUUAAACAAUCAA